Schistocerca gregaria is the source of this 1702-nucleotide messenger RNA. RefSeq names its product trypsin delta-like. Lineage: Eukaryota; Metazoa; Arthropoda; Insecta; Orthoptera; Acrididae. Gene Ontology annotation, molecular function: serine-type endopeptidase activity. The transcript has 8 exons. Bases 11 to 811 code for a protein of 266 amino acids. The record is from RefSeq and is a predicted model, not a curated record. Gene Ontology annotation, biological process: proteolysis.
CAGAGACAUCAUGCUGAGGCCGGUGUGUCUACUGCUUUUUGCGACUGUGGCAGGAGUGCUCUGCACCGCAGGUCGUACGGCGCGCCACGGCCCAUCAGUGUCGGUGGUCAAUGGGCGAAUCAUCAACGGCGUGGACGCCGCUCCUGGGGAAUUCCCUGCACAGCUGUCCAUGCAGACUGAUGGACGGCACUUCUGCGGAGCGUCCAUCCUGAGCGAGAACUGGGCCAUAACUGCGGCGCAUUGCUUCGACAAUGGUGGCUCUGUGGAAGUUCUGUCGGGCACCACCAGGCUGGAUUCGGGCGGAACUCGCCACAGCGUGGAGUUCGUCGAGGUCCACCCAAAGUACAACAGUUCAGACUCCUGGGUGAAUGACGUCGCCGUCAUGAGGGUAUCGCCUCCAUUCCAAAUAGAUAACGUGACCGUGGCGCGAAUACAGCUGCCUGCCGAAGGUGAGGAGACGCCAGCUGGAACCAACGUCACGGUGAUCGGAUGGGGACGCCUCUCGUACGGAGGGGCGCGCCCAAACGACCUGCAGAAGGUUGACGUACAGGUGUGGGACCAGCAACUGUGCGCCACGCUCUUCUGGGAUGGCUUCGAGAACACCGUCUACCCGACCAUGCUGUGUGCCGCAGGCGUCGAGGAGCAAGCCUCUUCGUGCAGCGGUGACUCCGGCGGCCCGCUGUUGCGCGAUGGUGUGAUGGUGGGAAUCGUGUCGUGGUCGUUCCAGUGCGCGACUCCACCGUACCCCACGGUCUACACCCGCGUCUCCAGCUACUUGGACUGGAUCACGGAGAACGCCGCUUCCUGGUAGGGAUGCCAGAAUGACUGCACGGGGAACAGACGGUCAUGUGAGCCACAAAUACCACAGUAAAGCAGUCAUAAUAAUAAAUGGUUUGGAGCGAUAUUCUACUGAACGUCGAUUAACGUUGUACUUAACUGUGCAGGACUGUCAACGAAGCUACAAAAAGUGAUUCGAUUUGAAUUAAAUUAUUACACUCACGCUAAGUGUCAGUAGUCACUUAUAAAUUCAAUACUUUAUCUCGUUUUCGUUACGUCUGUGCAACAGUUUGCACCAGUUAUGAUCAAUAAAUAAAUAAUAUUACUAAGGUAAAUAGAAAAUUAUAACAAUUGUUAAUUACAUACACGCCGUUAAAUGAGGUGUUAGCACAUAAUUUAUUUGUCUCUACAGGUAAUAUAAUUGGCUGACACUGAUGUUGCUAGUACUAGAGCAGUUUAUUUCCACAAAUAACCUGUGCCCUUGUCAUUGGAACAAGAUAUGCCCCACAGCGGUCUUAGUUCAUGAAUUUGUCUUUGUUUUCCUACAUUAAAUUACAGAUUUUGGACCAUUCUGUCCAUACGAAUUCGAGUAAAAUAUCAUCACCGAGAGCAACAUAAUAGUUAUGUAAACCUGUUAAAUUGAUUGGCGACGCCAGAGUGCUGUGUGUACAACGACCAUAUAAUGAACGAAAUUAAAAGGAGGGUCAGCGUUAGCCUUAAUUGCUGUUAAUAAAUCAUCACAAUUACGGCCAACGCUGACCUUCCUUCUAAUUUCAUCCUGUUAAAAUAUUUUCUGGCCAUUCUAUGCUCUGCAGAAAUUCCUCACUGCAGCUUAGCUCAACAGAUCAUAAUUAAUUAUGCAAAAUCUGUAACAAUAUCUGAAUUGACUGUCGAUACAAGUGCAAUUAGUUCUCCAAUAAAGUAA